Molecule: messenger RNA, 951 nt
Organism: Lingula anatina
Lineage: Eukaryota; Metazoa; Brachiopoda; Lingulata; Lingulida; Lingulidae
Source: RefSeq, a predicted model, not a curated record
CUUCGCUCUUGACUACAUGACGCGGAAGUGUUUGUAAGUUUGCCUGUCGACAUAACCUUCUCCAUUCAUAUAUUUUGCAUAAGAAGUGAGGGGAAGAAAUGGCAGAUUCAGAUGGUGGAGAAAACCAAGAAAUUAGCGAUUCUGAUGCAGAUAGUUCAGAACGCCAAAAUGAUGAAAGUACUAAAGGUGAUGAAAGUAAAGCUGGCCCCAGCAGUCAAAUAUAUAAGCCUACAGGCUCCUCAGAUAUUAGAAGGCGGGGACAAGGUUUGGCUGGCUAUUUAGGGAAACUCAGUCAACAAGCUGGAGUCGGCAUUAGCACAGAUCCAGGAAAGCUGGACAUGGGAGCAGCUAUUAACAUUGCAGUGCGUAUGAAAAAGCGCAAAAACAAAACUGCCCAGCAAGAAAUGGAAAUCAAACACAAGAGAGAACUUGCAGAACAACAAGAGAUUAUUCAAAAACUGGGGUUAAGCUGGACAGCAGUAGUGACACUGAAAUUAUGCAUACGAAGAUGGAGGGCCAGAAUGCAUGCCAGUUUCAACUCUCCUGAAGCUUACGCUAAGACCAGAGAAGAUUUAGAAUUUAUAAAGAAGCACACCAAGGAUUUUGCAACUGAACUUCCUGUGCCUCUUCAAAAUGCAAUCUUUUUUGAAGUGUUUCCAUGCAUUCAGCACACUGUUAAAGAAUACAAAUGGACUAUGGGUAAAAAUUAUAAUCUGACAAUGCAGGCUCAAAAAAGGCUAGAGGAGCUUACUGCAGAGGCCCAUGAAAGAGCCACCAUGUAAACCUGUUGGGAAUGCAUGGCAUAGUUAUUUAAAUACCAACUAUUGGAAUCAAUGUUAUAUUGGAAGAAUAAAAGGUUAUGAUGGGCUGCAUUGAGGAACUGUUGAAAACACUGGAAUUAAAAAAAGUAUGAAAAGUUUGAAACUAGAGGAAGAAUGCAGAAGGAAAUCA